GCUUGCCGAUCAGGCGGUGGCAGCGUCACAGAAGAAUGAGGGACGAGGUGAAGAUGGACGCGAAUCGCCUGAUCGCUGAAGUGUACAAACGGCCGGCGCUAUGGAACCAGAGGCACAUCUCCUACCACAAUCGCGAGGUGACCAACCGCGUCUGGAUGGAGAUCGCGACGAUAUUCAAUCUCCCCAAGCCAAUGCUGAAAGCCAAGUGGAAAGGCCUACGAGACACGUUUCGCGCCGAGCUAAAGAAGGACCAAGUGUACCGUAAGAGCAAAUUCCACCGCAACCGGCCUGUAUGGAUCCACUUCAAAAGUCUGCAAUUCCUCAAGGAGCAAAUGCUGCCACGGCCACCGAUCUGGGAGCGCAGCGUCGCCAAGACGGAGGACGACCUGCAGCCGUGCGAGAGCGAGACGGAGAACGGCGCGACGGUACACGGCGGCCUCGACGGCGGUUUUGAUGACCGCGACGCGAUCGCCGAUCACUUGCUGUCCAUGGCUGGUCACGACAAUGGUCAUCAUCAGCUAAAGCUGGACAGCGAUGGUCGACGCAUCGUGGACGUCAAGCGCGAGCCCGAGGACAGCUUCGACAACCUCGAGUUCCAGAGUGUCGCCGAUAACUUGGCGGACAACGAGAUGAUGCUGCAGAACAUUUCGCCCGAACAGGUGCUGAUGAGCGAUAAUGACGGUGGCGUCGGCCUGGGCAGUGCGGAUCCACUCGAGAACCGCUUCGACGACAACUACUAUUUCCUCAUGAGCCUGUUGCCGCACAUCAGGACCUUGCCAGCAGAUCGUCGGAUGCUGCUGCGCAUGCAGAUGCAAGAGCUCGUUUACAAGGAGGUCUACAAGAAGGCCGCCGACGGCGAGCAGACGGCGAAGACUUAACUCAAAUCGCGCGGGUGACCGCCGUCGGCCGUUUCUCGGCGUCGACUCGCGAGAUUCCUUGUUCCCUCGAGGAGUAAGGAGUCCUGAUUUCAUACGUGUAUAAACGAGAGAGACCCUUAGUCCUCGAGAAUCGACUAUGUAUGAUCCUUAGAAGACGCAGUGUAUUUUUGAUUCUCUCCGUACGAGAUCGAUCGGUGAAAAAUAAAAGAGAGGUAGUUACCUUUUGUUAGAGAGCGAUGUUGAGGAAGAAUUGAACGAGCCGUAAAGAGUGCUAGUAGAACUCGAAGAAUAGUCAACACUAAAGUAGACGGCCGGUGAGUUCAUGUAGUGGUCCCCCGAAUGAAUUCAGAGAGCGGACAGUGUUUCCAUACUUCGGAAGAAACGAACUUUUGUGGCGGAAUCCAUUUUGUCGCGAAUUUUUUUCAUAUAUUGAAUCUGACGCAGUAUAAAGCACCUUCCGAUACCAGUACAGAUCUCGCAGGUAGGCAGGUAGGUAGGCUGUCAAUUAUCCGUUCAGCGAUGUUUGUUGGCAUCUUCGAUCGCUGAAAGAUAUCGUUUGCGGUAAUUACUAUGCAGAUCACACAUACAUAUAAAGACAAAUUAUUACAAAGAGAGAGAGUUCAAUACACUUUAAAUUACUCGAAUACAAUUAAACGUUACAAUCGAUACACAAUUGAUUAUCACUUGACGUAAUAAUUGGCAAAGUUCAAUACACUUAAAAUUAUCUAAACGUCGAUUACCUAUCUGUACAUUACAAUAAUUAUAAACUACAGUGUCCAAUCAAAAUGUCAUCGCGCUCACUCGUUGCUCUUGCCCCCUGAAAAAGAAGAGCCCGGCAAACAUCGCUUAACGCAAACGCGAAAUACCGCUAGGCGGAUCAUCCCGGUAUUAACGCGGAGAGUUACGUUGGGCACCUGAACUCGACUGCUGAUGGCGACACGGCGCGGCGACACGGUUGAGCGCCACUGGUGCUUUCUCGUACCUGCGGGUACGACCGUGACGCACACCUGUGCGCCCGUGUAUUCCGCGUCGCUCUACGCGGCCACGUGUGUACGUGCACGCGCAUGCACACAUACACACACGCACAUGAUGUUGUACGUGGUGCACGGGCAUUUCGCUGCCGUGGAGGACGCAUGCGCGCUCACCGUAGCUCCAAUCGGAUCCGAUCGUUUCCUUCGCUUUCGCGUCGCGUCGCGACUCCUCGUCCGUGCCUACAGUUCAGUUCGGCCGAUCGCUCCCGCACCGUUAGCUCCGAUCGGCGUGAUUCUCUCGCGGGUCUCAACUACCUGUCGUUCUGUCUCUCUCUGGCCGCCGUCAGACAGUCGAACGACGUCGCGUCACGCGUUAUUCCUAACGUAACGUAGGCGUCGCGUCGCGUCGAUCUCUCUCUGGUGCGAGCACAGGUGUUGGUAGAGUUUAGUGGCUGACAGGGAUACACCGCGUUGCUACAGUGGUACUGCCUACUCUCUCUCUCUGUGGUCCUGUCGGAACUUAUUGUCUCGUGUCGCUCAAGGUGAGUCGAUUUUCUGAAAUCUCAGUCGUCAGAAGCAGGAGAGAAUUCGCUCUCUCCAGCUUCUCUCCGUGCAGGAUGUUUCGCUGGCAGGUAACUGUUCACGACGCUCGGAUUUCUCGCGACAACUUCGGGGUCGAUUUUUUCUUUCCAAAGAAAAUGUCUAACGAGGUCAUUAUUCAGGUGUCUUCUGUGAGUCAGUAAUUAAUAUUUCGUUAAAGUGAAGUCGUAUCUAAGAUCGCGUCUGUGUCAUCUGUUUUUUUUUUUCAAUGCGUGGCUCACACGCGGAAGACUGCGCAUUUUCAAACGUUAAUUGCGCGAAAAUCAUCGCCAGUAUUUCUGUCGAGGAAAAAUCGACUGUGAAACAAAAAAAAAAGGAA
Odontomachus brunneus is the source of this 2768-nucleotide messenger RNA. RefSeq lists its product as uncharacterized. Gene Ontology annotation, cellular component: nucleus; transcription regulator complex. Lineage: Eukaryota; Metazoa; Arthropoda; Insecta; Hymenoptera; Formicidae. Gene Ontology annotation, molecular function: DNA binding. The transcript is spliced from 2 exons. The record is from RefSeq and is a predicted model, not a curated record. Bases 36 to 878 code for a protein of 280 amino acids. Gene Ontology annotation, biological process: regulation of transcription by RNA polymerase II.